GGUUGCAGUAUAUACGAGUACCCCAUAUUACAAAUUUACACGUUUAAUCGCCAUCAAUGCGUUUGUUACAAUAGUAGUGUGCAGUGCAACGUUGGGUUCGGUGGUGUAGUGACACACAAGCCUCGCGCGCUCAUCGCCAAUAUUAUACUGUUACAAGUUGUCGUUGAGCUUAUCCGUCGCUACAACAUGGAAAAGUGUUGGAGGCAGUAUUGCGACCAGACGGCAUUACUUGCAAUGGUCGUUUUAACGUUGUAUAUCAAUUCAGCCAUUGGUCAAAGUGAUUUGGCCGGUUCUUAUUGUGCUUCCAGACCUCGAGGAUGUUGUCCUGGCCGACAAGACGAGUGUUCUGCCCCGAUCAUGGGUACGACCUGCUAUUGUGAUGACUUUUGCAACCGCACCCGGUCAGAGGACUGUUGUCCAGACUUUUGGUCGUUUUGCAAAGGCAUCGUUCCUCCCGAACCACCGUUAGAGACCAAGCAAUGUUACGCGAACGGACAGUACUAUAAAUAUGGUGAGGCGGCCGCCAUCAACUGUAACGAAUGUCGGUGUCAAGAAGUGCAAGGCGAACUGCAACUGCUGUGCAGCCGGAACGAGUGCCUUGUCGAACCGGACCUGUUGGGAACGAUCCGAGCACAGGCGAAUCGGUUCGGAUGGGCAGCUGGCAAUUACACCGAGUUCUGGGGUCGAAAGUACGAGGACGGUCUGAACUUGCGACUGGGAAUUUUGCAUUCCAAGAAAAAGAUAUUGCAAAUGAGACCGCUCAAAGCGGCUUUCCGGCGAGAAUCGUUGCCUCGAGCGUUCGACGUCCGUUCCAAGUGGCCAAACUUAAUUGCCCGGCCUUUGGACCAAGGGUGGUGUGCGGCGUCUUGGGUGAUAAGCACGGUUCAAGUAAGCACAGACCGGUUCGGCAUCAUGACCAAAGGCGCGAUCAACGAUGUCUUGUCCACGCAACAUCUGCUGUCGUGCAACAACCGCAAUCAGCGAGGAUGCCAAGGAGGACACCUGACCAGGGCUUGGAACUGGAUACGCAAAUUCGGUCUGGUCACGGAAGCGUGUUACCCGUGGGAAGCCCGAAUGACCGAAUGCGCCGUGCCGAAGAAGAAGAAGGAGUUCACAGCACCGUGUCCGCGUUCGCAGAGGUUCAACCCGGCGGCUAAAACUCAGUUACACCGAAUGGGGCCAGUAUACAGGGUGUCCACGGAAGAAGGCAUCAUGAACGAAAUCAUGACGUCGGGACCCGUACAAGCUGUUAUGAAAGUGUCCAGAGAUUUCUUUAUAUACAAAACUGGCGUGUACAAGUGCUCGUCACUAGCUUCGGGCUCCAGGACAGGUUACCACGCGGUUCGGAUCGUCGGAUGGGGCGAAGAGUAUCAAGGUGGCAAGCUGGUCAAAUAUUGGAUCGUUUCAAAUUCGUGGGGUCAGUGGUGGGGUGAAGAAGGAUACUUCCGUAUACUCAAGGGAACCAACGAGUGUCAGAUAGAAGACUUUGUGAUCGCCGCUUGGGCAGACAUUAACGACUUCAACAUCACGAUCCCUCCACAGGGAUAUGACAUAUUCCUGUUAAACGGAGCCAAAGCCAACAGCAUCUGACCGCAACGCGUUGAUUAUACAUUACAGUUCUAGUGCAUAAGGCAAACCUUUGUCGUCGCAACAAAGCAAUUAGCAAAAUAAAGCUUUUGUUAUUAUUAUUAUUUUUUAAUUUCUAAGUUUUUAUUUACCGCCUAUAGAGAGUAUGUAAUAAGUACUCUGAAAGCUAAAUUAAUGUUUUUUAAAUAGGCGUGUAUGAGUGGCGUAGUAUAUUUGUUUUUUCAUAUAGUAUUUACACGGCCAUAACUAUAAAUUUAGUACAACAACCUAACGUACCUAACGUCAAAUACUGUCCAUCACAAUGAGCUGUCCAGUCAGCUUAAAAAUCGCACUCUUUUUUCACACUUAUUUGUUUUAACAUCUUCGAAUAACUAAAAACAUUCUUAAUAGCGUUGACCAAGUUUAUUUAAUUUCUAUAUACAUAUAUGUUGUUAUAAUCAUAUUAUUUUAUAUUAGAUCAACCAUAUUUUAUAGUGUACACAAUGUAUAAUAAAUUAUACUACGUUAUAGAGAAUAAUAAUGUUAUAGAAUAUUUUAAGUGUAUAACCUAAGCUUAGGGAAAAAUUGUGAUUAUUUCAUGUCAAGAGUUUUAACAUUCUUUAACUAGGUAAUACGUUUUUGUGUUCAUUUUUUAAAAAAUUAUUUGUCUUUAUAUAGUUUAAAUAUAUAGUAUUAUUACUGUGUAUAAGUUCUACUAGCUUUAUCCGAUAUCUUUUAAUAUACAUAAGUUUUGAUUAUUUGUAUUAUUAGUAUUAUUACUAUAUAUUUACCUAUCCAUAGUUAUAUGCACGUGCUUGUCGACCGUGUUAUUCACGUAAUCGUCCUGUUAAUCGUAUUAACUGUACAAUAACUUGGCUAACAACAUUAAGUACUAAUACAUUAUUAUUUAUUAUUUAUCUUACCGAUUUAUUGGAACGCCUAUAUUACAAUAUAUGAUCAAAUAUAAAAAUUAAUAU
This is a messenger RNA of Adelges cooleyi (spruce gall adelgid), 2543 nucleotides long. RefSeq names its product tubulointerstitial nephritis antigen-like (gene Swim). Gene Ontology annotation, biological process: proteolysis. Gene Ontology annotation, cellular component: lysosome. Lineage: Eukaryota; Metazoa; Arthropoda; Insecta; Hemiptera; Adelgidae. The record is from RefSeq and is a predicted model, not a curated record. Bases 187 to 1590 code for a protein of 467 amino acids. Gene Ontology annotation, molecular function: cysteine-type peptidase activity. The transcript has 8 exons.